Colletotrichum spaethianum is the source of this 858-nucleotide messenger RNA. RefSeq lists its product as uncharacterized. The record is from RefSeq and is a predicted model, not a curated record. The coding region runs from base 1 to 858 and encodes 285 amino acids. NCBI's taxonomy places the organism in Eukaryota, Fungi, Ascomycota, Sordariomycetes, Glomerellales, Glomerellaceae. The transcript has 3 exons.
AUGCGGUACUACACGUCGCUCACUCUCCUCUCGCUCGUCGCCGGGGCAUUUUCCCAACAAUGUAUACUGCAGUUUGACAGUCGAGUUCCAGUCGGAACUGAAGUGGAGGCAUUCGAUGCCACCAACAACUUGUUCAAUCCAAAAAAUGUUGUCGGCGCAGGUUUGAGCUUCAGCCAGGUUCUCCAGUUGCCCAACGAAAACAGUUCGCCCUUUGAUGGCAAUGACAAUGUCGCUCUCGCGGUCACCAUCAGUGACCAGUCCAUCUUUAAUAACCAGACGAGUUUCCGACGUGCCGAGCUGAUUCCCAUCAGCAACUCGGGCACUGACGCAUCCACCGCUGGCGUCAAAACGCUCCACUUCAGUGUCCAAAAGGACGUCCAACGGCCCCUUAACCUCUCGCACGAGUACCAGCUUGCAUUCCUUGAGAGCAAUGACUUCAGCACGAACCAAGUCGUUCUCAAGACCGGAACCAUCCUGGGUGGCGCUCCCGAUGCUGACCCGGAUACCCUAACGCUCUUUGGCAACGUUAAUACCAAGCCGGCGCCCCCCGUUCUUCUCAGCACUCCCUUCACCGAGAACACAAUCCACAACUUCGCCGUCACCUUGGACUUCACCGCAAACACGGCACGGGUUUUCUACUCCACCGACAACAACGACCUGGAGGCGCAGGGUGAAGCUGUAGUCAACAACGUUAGUGGACAAGGACAGUACCAUUUCGGUCUUCUGAAGAAGCCAGUUGGCGGCCAGGGCGAUAUAUCCAAGAACGGCUUCCAGCCUGAGGGUAUCGAUGAGGCAGUCAUCUACAGCGGCAUCUUCCAAGAGGACAGCGCCAACGGCUGCAUCAGCCUGGCCCCGUAA